Messenger RNA from Cicer arietinum (chickpea), 1182 nucleotides. Its product is annotated as reticulon-like protein B2. Gene Ontology annotation, biological process: response to bacterium. Lineage: Eukaryota; Viridiplantae; Streptophyta; Magnoliopsida; Fabales; Fabaceae. The record is from RefSeq and is a predicted model, not a curated record.
AAGUAAAACAUUCACUUUAGCUUUUUACACACACUCUUGAGAAAGAGGGAGUUUCUUAUUCCUUCUAGAAACAAAAACGCUUCUUUCGGAAACGGAGAUUUAGGGUUUUCAUUUAUCGGCGAUCGAAAAAAGCGAGAUUUGAAAUUGUGAGAAGAAAUGGCAGAGCAUCACGAACACGACGAAUCAAAGGGUGAAUCUUUGUUAGACAAGAUUUCAGGGAAAAUCCACGACCACGAUUCUUCGUCUUCAUCGGAUUCCGAUAACGAGAAAAAGAAUCCAUCCCCUUCUACUCUCAAGUCAAAGGUUUUCAGGCUUUUCGGAAGGGAAAAACCACUUCACAAUGUUCUUGGUGGAGGAAAACCUGCUGAUGUUUUUUUAUGGAGAAAUAAGAAGAUAUCAGCAACGGUGCUUGGAGUGGCCACAGCUUCAUGGAUUCUGUUUGAAUUACUUGAAUACCAUCUCUUGACUUUGGUUUGCCACUUAGCGAUACUUGCUCUGGCUGUAUUGUUCUUAUGGUCAAAUGCAUCCACUUUCAUCAACAAGGCACCACCAAAGAUCCCACAAGUGCACAUUCCUGAGGAACCUGUUUUACAGAUUGCCGCUGCUCUUAGAAUUGAGAUCAACCGGGUUUUUGCUGUAUUAAGGGAUAUUGCUUCUGGAAAGGAUCUCAAAAAGUUUCUCUCGGUGAUUGCUGGAUUAUGGGUUUUGUCUAUUGUUGGUAGUUGGGCCAACUUCUUGACAUUGUUCUACAUAGCUUUUGUUUUGCUUCACACUGUACCUGUGCUUUAUGAGAAAUAUGAAGAUCGUGUGGACUCUUUUGGUGAGAAGGCACUUGCUGAGUUCAAGAAGCAGUACGCGGUGUUUGAUGCAAAGGUUUUGAGCAAGAUUCCCAAAGGAGCUUUGAAAAACAAAAAGAAAGAUUAAGUGCUGACAAGUAUGUUGUAGUUGGGUUUCAUCGGAUUCAUCAUCAGUUUAAGCCCUAUAAUGUUAUAUUUGUAUUUUUCUGGGGUUUCUUAGUAGACAUUGUCGAAGAAAUGCUUUUUAUGUUUUUCUGUUGCUUACAUGGAAUAUCCUAUAUUUUAUGGUUGAGCUGCUGUUGUGUUGUAUUUACAUCAUGAAUAUACUUUUCUGCACAUGAAUGUUUUCAUAUAUAAGAGUAGGUGGUAAUAAUGUCUCCCAACA